UUUGUCUAUGACCUAGAUAUUUGACAGGAAGUCAAUCAAUAAUUCAAUCUCAUUAAUUUGGCCGCUAUUUAACUUAAUACACAGAAAUAAUUGUAAUACUAUUACUACUACAACUGACUCACAAAAUACAGGCCGAUAACACUUUUCAAUCGACUAAUUUAGAGUCAAAUUGAUAGGUGUUUGGUGGAGAGCAUGUGAGUAUAUUGAAUUUUUAUUGGUCAAUAUUAUCAUGUGUGCAUGCACAAACUGAAACUCAAGAGAUGCGCGUGUAUUGACGUGUGUACAAGUCAGACGAGUAUACUUAAUGCAGGAGAUUAGAUAUCCCGAUCAUUCGGUGAAGUAUUGCGGAAUAGUUAAAAUAUUUGUUUGGACUACAAAAUUACUGUAUUAAGAAUGUUUUAUGAGAAAGUUGAAAGUGAUGAAUUACCCAGUAUUACUGAAAGUAAUUCUGGACUUAAAUCUCCUUCUUCCUCCACCUCACCGUCAUCGUCAUAUGGAUGCAUAGGUAAUUCAAAGAAUUUCAUUUAUCCAACCAAAAUUAGUUCACGUAUCCUAGAAGAUGCAGCUUUACAAUUAUGGUCAAGUUUAAAUUUGGACAGAGUUAAUUUCAACUGUGAAUUAAUGCAAUUAACUGCAAAAUUACAUCAAAAUAUUGCUACAGUUGCUGCCAGUUUAAACCAUCAUCAACAACAAUAUCACAAUAUGAAUGAUAAUAAAUUAAAUCGAAUUUUACAGUCAUCAACUUUCUCAUGUUGUUCAUCGUUAUCAACCUCAACAACAUUUUCAUCUACUCCAGUUAUACAUGAAAGUGUACAAACCAGUAUAAAUGAUAAUAAUAAUAACAAUAAUAAUAAUAAUGAUAUAGCAUUAUCAAUAACCAACUAUUCAAAUGUAUCGCAUAUUGCUCAACUAGCAUCUGCAGCUAACUUUUUCAACUCUAGGAUAAAUUUACCUUAUCCAGCUGAUUUUUAUUUUAGCUGUACUAAUGAUGAUAUUGUUUUUCGUCAUACUGUUGUCACUACUACACCUGCUAGUACAUGUACACUAACAACAACUACCACGACCACAACCCUAAUUAAUACACCUGUCAAUGUGUAUGAGAAUAAAAUUGAUAUCUGUUCAAUUAAAGACUCUAAUGAGGAUCCAAAUGUUAAUGAAAUUUUAAAAAAUAAUUACAAGACUCCUGAACAGACACAUGAACAACAACUACCAGCAGAUUCUAACUUCUGUAAACCAUUAGCUGAUCAAGUACAGUUACCAGAAGAAACAUUACAACAACAACCUGAAACUUCGAUAGAGUUGACAAAAUCGAAGCAAACAUUGUACAGUUGUACUAUAUGUCGUCAAAGGUUUCAUUCAAAUACUGGUUUAAGACGGCAUAAUCUAGCUUUGCAUGCAACUAAAGCAAUGAGAUGUGAUCAGUGCGUCAAAGUAUUUCGACACCAGGCUGCUUUAUCAGAUCAUAAAAAGCGUGUUCAUGGUCCACGUGAAUACAUUUGUGGAAUAUGCUCAGCUGAUUUUGCAACUGAAACUUACCUACGUUCACAUGUACGCAUCCAUGACGAGAAGAGAUUUAUUUGUUUAGAAUGUAAACAUGGAUUUUCAAAUCCUUCUGAUUUAAAAAAUCAUAUGAGAAUACAUAAUGGGGAAAAACCAUUCGAAUGUGAAGUAUGCGGUAAAGCGUUUCGCCAUGUCAGUGGAUUUUAUGCUCAUAUACGUAUUCAUACAGGAGAAACACCAUAUCAAUGCGAAUUAUGUGCUAAAAAGUUUAGUAAUGCAAGUAACUUCCGUAUGCAUAGAAGAGUACAUACAAAAGAAAUGCAAUUUCGAUGUCAAACAUGUGGCAAAGAAUUUAUUCAACCAAGUAAUUACAGUCGACACUUACGUAUACAUACAAAAGAAAGACCAUAUUCUUGUAAUCUUUGUUCAGCUGAAUUUCUCUACUCCACUUCACUUAAACGACAUCAACAAAAAUAUCAUGGAUUAGAAUUAAUAAGAUGUCAAUUGUGUCAAAAAACAUUUCUUAAUGAAUCAUGUCUUAUUCGACAUCGUACUGGUUGUGAACUACGUGCUUGUAUUAAAACUGCUGAUGAAGAGUUAUAUGCUCAAUUAUUAUAAGAAAAUACAAGAAAAAGAAUUAUAUUUUAUCAGUACUGAUAAGUAAAGAUUUAAAAUUAAGAAAACAAAAAAAAAAUUUAUUUUGUUUAACUUUUUUUUAUUUGCUUAAAAUUAUUAACAUUACAAAAAAGUUUUUUUGUUGGUAUUCUUUCUUUUGUUAUACAUAUUUUUGGAUAUAUUUUACACCUUUUUUUUAUAAUAAACAUUAAAAUAUUGUCUCCUUUGAACUAUUCUGUUGAAGUUGAAAAACUGGUUGUAUAAGUUUUAUCUUGACAAUUUCUCCUUUUUCCUUUUUGUUUAACAACACUUUUGAUAGGCUAACACGCUUAUAUUUUCGUUGAUAUCAGUGAUAAAAAUAAUUUUAAAGUGUUAUUAAUAAUGAUAUUUGUAGGGAUUUAUUGUAACAAUGAGAUGAUUUUGAAGGUGAAAUUAGUGGUAAAUGAAUAGUUAAGAUUAUUAUUAUUAUUAUUAUUAUUAUUAUUAUUAUUAUUAUUAUUAUUAUUAUUAUUAUUUGUCCCUUGGGUUCCUAGUGGAACAUUUGGUUUCAUUAGCACAUCUCCAUUGCACUCCUUUCACUGCAGUCUUUUCAACCUGGUCCCACAACUGUCCACAAGCUCCCCUUUCUUACUCACACUGUCUCCGCAAUGUCACCCUCACCUCCGAUGCCGAACACGUCGUUUCCCCCUUCACUUCCACUCGACGGCCUGGUCUGGUGCAUGAUGUUCACAAACUGUCUUCUCAGUGUAUGCCGAAUUCAUCUACGCAUAUUUGUUGGGUGACAGCUUCUUCAUUGGUUCGUCACCAGCCAGAGUUCCUUCUUGCUCAUUCUUAUUAUUCUGGCCAUCUGAUCUUCAGUGUCAGUGUCAGUGUCAGUAUUGAGUGAGCGUAGGUGGUGGAUGUUGAUGAAUGUCUGUAGUUUGUUUGAAAUGCUUUGUGUAAUGUGCUAAGUUUUUGAAGCGUAUGGAAGCACUGACUUGACUGUUGUUGGUGUUGAAACUCCGCAUCUUGUUUAAACUUUAUGCUGAGUGCAGUUGAGAGCAGUAGAUCUGCACACUGAUUUCAGAUUAGUGAAGCCUGUUUUGUUGUCUUAUCGAUCCUUGUUUUAAUAUGUUUAUGUGUGCCGUGUCUUGUAGUUGAAACGAUGUUGCGUAUGCGGGUAGGUGAGAGAGACAAUUUCCUUUGAGUUUCUCUCGUUGAUGUUGAUUGAUGUUUGUUGUUGAUGCUGUUUUUGUUUGGGUAUCUUCUUCACAUCUGUCUUCUCUACAUUCACUUAAAUAUUCAAGUUGGUGGAUAUUAACUCACGGUAGAGUUUAACCAUACAUUCUAACUGAAAAUCUAUAAAUCUUUAGCCUUCAAUUACUUUUUUAAAGGCGGUAAUUACCUUAGAAAUGAUGUGAACUAGAUUUCCAAUUAUUUUGAUAGGUGACAAUGCUUUUCACUAUUAAAAGGUAUGCUAAACAUGACGAUUAUAUUAUCAUAGACAUAUACAGAUAUUUGUAAUGUACGUCAUGCUUAACAUGUGAAGACUGCGACUCACUACAUUAUAUGUCAAAACGAAAAACAGAUUAGUGAUCCAUUGAUCUGGUAGUUUUAAUUGGUUUGCAUAUACAUUUCACAGACUUUUUCUCAAAGCAAACAAUAAUAAGUAAAUGAUAUGGAAUAUUAUAAAGAUAAUACAUGUGCAAGUUCUAGGCGAAAAGUUUGAACAUCGGAAACAGGUUGAUUGAAAUAAGUGAUCACCUAUGUCUGUUGUACACUAUGGCAGAGUGUAAGUCCAUAGAAGACAACUUUAUUUGAUAUCGUGCAUAGUGUACCACAGUAUUAGUUACUGGAUGAAAUUCUGAGCACACUUUAUUUCUUAUAAGCAUAUUGAAGUAACUACCCAAUUUUCAAUACCUUCAUUUUAUUCCUCUAGAAGCAAAAUAAAGAAAACUUGUUGAAAUAUAAGAAAGAAAACUGAAAAUUUUGUGGUUAUCUUGACAUGCUGAUCAGGAAUAAACUGCACCUAGAACCUUAUCCAGUAAAUCGAAUUAUUCCAAAGAUCACCGUAGCAUAUAGUGAAGUAGCCAGUCUCGUGCUUCUAUUUUGACGGGAUACGUAAUUUUUCAUAAAACAAAGAAACAUGACUUACUAUUUCAGUAAAUGUCACGGCAAACUUUAGAGCCACUUUAAGUAGUCUUCUUGAGUAAUAGCUGGAUUAACGUUGGCAAAAUCUUACUACCAAGCAAUCACCAAUUAGAUCAGUAAAGGUACACCUGAUACGCAUACUCUAAUUUGAGUAGGAGAAGAAAAUAUGGUUUCACCUAUUUACUGUCCCAUGGUUUCUAGAUGUUUUCCGGUUUUUUCUCAUAAAUCAGGGAGAUGAUUAUUUAACCUAAUCAUCAUUAUUGUAGUAUCUCAGUCUGCAGAAGUUGUGAGCACAAGAACUUUAUGAAGGCAAACUGUUUUCAAAAACCUUUCGAACAACCUUCCAUUACAUCUUGUGUAACAGGAAAUUAGCUCCACAAACGUUAACAAUAUGAAUAUAGCCUCCAUGGAUGCGGAAGUUAAGAUGGGACUUGCUUUUUAUUUCUCCAACUUCGUCACAAAGUUUCGCACCACCCGGCUGUAUCAGUCGCAUAUACAAGUUUAUACACUUACUAUCUACGGUACAGACAUAGUAUUCAUACGUCGCCACUAACACGCAAAUCUACACGAAAAUAUUCACAUAUUUAAAUCAGUGACUAAUGAAGAAUUUGCAGCUGAGUAGGCUACUGUCACAAAUUAGACUUCAGUCGGGAAAUGUAAGAUUUCUACUGAAAAGACAGUGUAUUAGAAGAAGAUAGGGAAUUUAAGGUGUGACUAAAGCAUUUCUAAAAGUCUGUACCACAAUUUUUUUUUAUCACUGUCUAUUUUGCAACAAAACUGAGCUUAAUUACUUCUUAUUAAAUUCAGACUUAAGCAGAAUAAUAAAACUAUUGAUACACUUCUCAUACUUUAGACAAUUCAUCUAUUUCCACUUUAUUUAUUUUGCAGUCACAUGAAAUACAUCUCCAUUUUGAUGCAUUCUAUCACACCUUUAUUAUCAUUAUCUUCUAACAUUCAUAUCCUAACAGGAGUUUCUGGCUUCAACUUGAAAAAAGGUGAAGUGUAGUUCAUUUUCUCUUGAGGAAAUUAUGCAUAACUAAAAAAGACAUUUUGGUACAAUUGAUAAAUCCACUCUUAAGCUGAAAAAUAUAAAAAUGCACAGAUUGUUCUGAGAUGGUUUACCUCCUGUUUUGCGGAAACAGGUGAAUAGUUAUAGGUUAGUAAGACAGAUAGUAUUUAUUUAUGUGCUUGUAUCACUAUUAUAAUCUAGUUCGAAGUAGAACUGAAUAAUAAAGUAAGAAAAUAGUUUAUUACUUAUUUUUACCGAAGAAAUAUGAAGUUUUUCUCAUAAAGUCAAAUUUAAUGUACAUAACUAAAGAUUACACUGAAUUAUGUAUAACCAAACGCGUUUAUCGAAACAUUACUGAUAGUGCUUCAUGUCUGUGGAACUAAACUUAUUUAUGUAAGAAUGCACCUAUAACUUGAUUUUAGCCCUGAUCACUUCAGUUUCAUUCCAUAUAUAUAACAUUAGACAGUGACAGACCAAAAAUUGUUUUGUUCAAUGGAGUCCAGAAGAGAUUACACUUGAGAUUCAGAGCAAGAAACGUUUCGCUCACGAAGUUGAUUAUCAUAUCAUAUGUAUUUUAGAUUUGUCUCCUGUUUGUUAAAGCGGUUGUCACAGACUUCUCACUGUACUGUCAUUGUCUGAAUCACUACGUUUCACCAAAAUGAUUGAAAUAGAACUCUUCCAUCUGACCUCUGCAUACAUAAGGAGAGUCUGAUAGUCUCUCACUCUCUCGGUCAAUAUGAUUUGAUCCCGUUUGAUUUUCAUUCUAAUUACGUAACUCGUUGUUUAUUUAUUAUGAUUACUUUUACGUUCCUUACAUUCCUAACCUCCCAGUACAACUAAUUUAUUUACAGGUUUUAUGAAUUAUCAAUAAUUUCAUUGUACGAUUUGAAAUUAUUGAUGUCCUAAAUUUGGAAUAUCUUCUACCGUAAUAACCAUUGUACUUUUAGGCAGUUGAAGAGUAUUCCUGAAAUAUACGAUAUCAGAUCUCAUCACUGUUAUUAUCACUAUUAUUAUUAUUUGUCCCUUGGGUUCCUAGUGGAACAUUUGGUUUCAUUAGCACAUCUCCAUUGCACUCCUUUCACUGCAGUCUUUUCAACCUGGUCCCACAACUGUCCACAAGCUCCCCUUUCUUACUCACACUGUCUCCUCCAUGUCACCCUCACCUCCGAUGCCAAACUCGUCGUCUCCCCUUUCACUUCCACUCGACGGCCUGGCCUAGUGCAUGAUGUCCACAAACUGUCUUCUCAGUGUAUGCCGAAUUCAUCUACGCAUAUUUGUUGGGUGACAGCUUCUUCAUUGGUUCGUCACCAGCCAGAGUUCCUUCUUGCUCAUUCUUAUUAUUCUGGCCAUCUGAUCUUCAGUGUCAGUGUCAGUGUCAGUAUUGAGUGAGCGUAGGUGGUGGAUGUUGAUGAAUGUCUGUAGUUUGUUUGAAAUGCUUUGUGUAAUGUGCUAAGUUUUUGAAGCGUAUGGAAGCACUGACUUGACUGUUGUUGGUGUUGAAACUCCGCAUCUUGUUUAAACUUUAUGCUGAAUGCAGUUGAGAGUAGUAGAUCUGCACACUUUCGUCAUUCUUACUCUAUUCAAGAUAAUGCCUAGUGAUGGAAAAUUUAAUGGACAGAAAUUGGAAGAAUAUUGAUAUUCAUAUAAGUUGAACGUCCUAAUUCGUUUGUGUUGUCAUGUCAGUUUCUUUCUGUUGAUAUUUCAGAAUUUCUUAGUGAGUCUUUGUGUUCAUUUGCAAGUAGAGAAUAUUGAUGUAAUGCGAUUCAAAGUAUGCCAGGAAACUGUAUUAAAAUUUGACUUGUAAACUGUCUAGUGAGGAAUAGUUUGAAUGAGUAAUUCACCAAAUAUUAGUCAAUUUGGCAUCAAUACGGCUUGAACUAUUUGGAUUUUUUUCUUCUGCUAGUAUUUGGUAACUGGUUGAUUGGAAUCAAGUGUUCUGAAGCUGUGAAUGCUUGUAUUACAUAUAUGACCUUUUGACCGUCUAGAAAUGUUAAACAUAAAUAGGUAAGGUAGUUAAGACUUCAUAGAUGUGUUCAAGUGGUGAAUACGGCUGACGAAAUCUAACUUGUUACAUAACAAAAAUUUAAAUGAUCUUGAAAAGCAGAGCAACUGAUCUUGAUAUAUUAUCAUGUAAUUGAAACAUAGAGUUAAACUAUAAUCAUUAAUAAGGUUAGUGUUGUGUAUUGAAAAUGUUUCCAAAGGAUUAACUUAAAUUCACUGAUUAAUUGACUGGUCAAAGCAGACAUCAGUCUAACUGCUGUCCCCAUUUUUACUAGACACUGUUCAAUAUAAGCACAAAAAGAAAAUCAUUUUCGGUUGUUUUCUGAUACUUUACUUUUAGUGAUUUUAUGAUAACUUCCAAUUUUACUGCAACUGUUGUCUGACUCGGUGAGACAAUAAGAUAAAAAAUUUAUAAAAGCCUAAUAUAGGCAUCAUCGUAUUC
Molecule: messenger RNA, 7697 nt
Organism: Heterobilharzia americana
Lineage: Eukaryota; Metazoa; Platyhelminthes; Trematoda; Strigeidida; Schistosomatidae
Source: the annotation of a GenBank genome assembly